CCUUCUAUACACGACCGCGCACUGUAGAGUGGUCAAACGUUUUAAAUAAUACACCAAAGGUGAUGCUAUGUCUAUAUGUGCAGAAAUCCCAAAAUAGAUUUGUCACCAGACUUUGAGGCGUUUUUAUAGCUGUUAAAUGGCUUUGUUUAUUGAUGUUUGCCGUAGUGUUCGUGCGCUGCUAGGUCAAUGUCAGAGAUCAACAGCAGCAGCUGUGUGGAUUCAUUGCCAGUUAUCAGCUCGGAAAUACAGUCGGCCAGCACCUGAGCCAGAGCCGGUGGUUAGUGAUAAUGAAGACAUCAAUAAAACAUUUGUCAACCGAAACCGAAGGAACUUGGAACAGAUGGCCCUCGCAGUAAAGGAUCGAGGCUGGGGCACAGUGUGGCCCUCUAGACAGUAUUAUCAUAGGUUGGUUUUCAGUCGCUCACAGCAACAUGUCACAGCUGAGGUGUUCUCAAAUGACUCGAUUGUUCCUGUACUCUUUUGCUCCACAAAGGAGUGGGCUUUGAAGCAAGAACUGGGCUCCACGCGGUCAGUCGCAGCUUGCCGAGCCGUAGGUGAGGUGCUUGCUCAGCGGUGUCGUGAAGCAGGCAUCACAAGAGUUUUUUAUCGAGAGGUACCAUGGAAGUUUCGCUCUGAUGCAAAUCAGACGUUCUGGACAGCAAUGAAAGAGGGUGGGGUUGCACUUUGUGAACCAAGACGAAAAUUUAUUUAAAUUGCAUUUUUUAUUAUUACUGUCUUAAAAUGUGACAUUUGUCUGUAAAUAUAACUAUGUUCUUACAUUCAAACCGUGUGGUCAUUGAGUCCAUUACGGAUUAAUGGUUCCUAGCACAGAAGAUAUUACAUUUCUGUGCAUUUUAUCUUCGUAUUCCCAGCUUGGAUUAUAUUACUAAUAAUGUUCCCAAUGUGGUCUUCUGCUGUUGUAGCCCAUCUGCCACAAGGUUUGACGUGUUCUGCAUUCUGAGAUGCUAUUCUGCUCACUACAAAUGUACAGAGUGGUUAUCUGAGUUACCGUAACCUUUCUGUCAGCUUGAACCAGUCUAGCCAUUCUCCGUUGACCUCUCCCAUCAACAAGGCAUUUCUAUUCACAGAACUGGCACUCACUUUAUGUUUUUGGCACCAUUCUGAGUAAACUCUAGAGACUGUUGUGUGUGGAAAUCCCAGAUCAGCAGCUACAGAAAUACUCUUGUAUAAAAAAUAUACUUAUAUACAGCCUAGCUAUGGUUAUUUCCAGCAAUAUCUGUAAAACACCAGUUUAAGUAUCAUUUUACAGUAGCAUUAUUAGUAAUAGAAAUAACAUAUGGACACUUGAUCUGUCAGCGGUUAACCCAACAAAACCUUUCUGAACCAAAUUUUUGUGAAAGCAAAUUCUGGGCAUGAAUUAGACAUUAAAUUGUAAAUUCAUUUUUUAAUUUUUAUUGCACAGACAACCUUGUAUAUCAAAUUAAAAAGAUACAUUUUCAGAUCAUAAAUAGAAAAAAAAAAAAGCAAUAGCAACUUUUAUAUGUAUCACCAUCUGUGACCAACAAUGGAAGUUCGAGUAAAAUCAGAACAAAACAUUUCACGGUCACUUCAGAUAAGGCAUGGCACAUUGUACAUUUGACAUAUAAAGGAAAAUCAGCACUUUGCAGGCCAUGGGCUCCAUCAGUCAUUAUCACUAAUACACAUAUGUAAGAUUCAUUUGUUCAUGUGGGAAAUAACUGCAAACCAGUGGUGAAUCGAUUCUAAGAACAUUCCACAACAUAACUUUGGUUUUACAACAAUGGCACUUUGUGCGAGAACAGUAUAAACAUUUCACCAAAUGUGUUUUACAGCAGAUUCAGAUAUUCAUUAUACAUAUAUUUAGGAAACAUGCUUUACAAGACAAGCUUACAUACAGUACAAAGAGCAUGCAUACGGUCCAAUACUUAAAUAGGACAUCAUGCACAGGUGCUGACGAUAAAACAAAUUGACUACUCAUAUAACUAAAGACACAUGUAGGAGUUAGUUGUGUUAGAACAGCAAGUACAUUAAAACCAACAAAUUAUGUAGUUAUUUUGGUCCACCAAUCUAAAUCAAAGGCACUGAAGCAACAGAAGUGUGGCAUGCAGAAUGAUUAGAUAAGACAGCAGAGACUGAUUACAGUAAGUCACAUAUCAACUGUGGCACGUUUUUAAGAAAAUUCUCCGUUUUUUUCUCCUGCAUUUUGUGCAGGUUAAAUAUAUAUUAAAUUUUAGACCACAUCUGUCUAAUUUAAAAACAUGUGUAAGUAGCUCCAAGUUUGGAGCUAAAUGUUCAAUCCUUGAUUGCUUUCUCUAAGAACACUUUUCCAUCCAGCAAGCUCUAAAUAGACAGCAUAAAGCUUCACAUUCAUGAAGAGGAAACAGCUAUAAAGAUGAGUAGAUUAUUGCAUAGGAACCCUAAAAUGAGUGAGAUCACUAGGAAUGGGGAGAUCACACUCAUGUAUUUAUUGAAAAUAACACAAAAAAAUAAUGUCAUAAGAGAGAGCAAUCUUUCAUGUUUCAUGUAGAAUGACAUGAGAGAUAACAGCCAAGGAAAUGUCUUAACCCCUAAUAAUACCAAACUAAAAUCUGUGAAAUAAACUGAAUUGUAUGGCUCAGCAUGAAGGUGCAAAGGAUACAGAGAUUCCAAAAGGCACAAGGUGACAUUUCAAAAGGUAACAACAAAAUUGCUGCUCUAAAUAAAACAGUUCUUAUAUUACAGUAAUACUCACUUCAAUGGGUGGCUGAAGGAAACCAGCUAUUGUAGUUAUUUUUCAAUAAUCCACCUGCAACUGACCAGUUUAUGAGUUUUGGGGUAGAUGGACAGGUGAGGGAAAAUAUAUGAGAUAUAUCUAUUUUUUGUUUUCUCCAUGUGAAUUAACCUAAAAGACUUGAUUUAAUAGAAUUAAUUUCCCUCAUUUUUAUUGUGCUAUGACUCUUGGAG
This is a messenger RNA of Myxocyprinus asiaticus (Chinese sucker), 2922 nucleotides long. Its product is annotated as 39S ribosomal protein L18, mitochondrial-like. Gene Ontology annotation, cellular component: ribosome; mitochondrion. Gene Ontology annotation, biological process: translation. The record is from RefSeq and is a predicted model, not a curated record. Bases 137 to 712 code for a protein of 191 amino acids. The transcript has 4 exons. NCBI's taxonomy places the organism in Eukaryota, Metazoa, Chordata, Actinopteri, Cypriniformes, Catostomidae. Gene Ontology annotation, molecular function: 5S rRNA binding; structural constituent of ribosome.